AUGUCUCCCCUCGUCUGGCUUGUCACUGGAUGCUCCUCCGGAUUUGGCCGGGUCUUCGUGGAGCAGAUUCUCGCUCGUGGAGACCGCGUCAUCGCAACCGCGCGCCGAGCCGAAAGCAUAGAAGAUCUCAGGAGCAACGGCGCCGCCGUGUUGCAGCUUGAUGUGACAAGCGACCAGGAGACUCUUAACGAGAUAAUGGCAAAGGCAAUUGCCAUUUAUGGUCAUAUUGAUGUCCUGGUGAACAACGCCGCUUAUAUUGCUGUUGGUGCCUGGGAGGAUGUUUCUGACGAAGAAUUCCGUGCGAAUUUCGAUACGAAUGUUUUCGGUGUUUUGAAAGUCACCAAGGCUCUUCUGCCUCAUUUCCGACAGCGAAAGUCAGGGACAACUGUCUUCAUCAGCUCUCGAUCAGGAUGGUGGGGUGAUCAGUUUGUUGGUCCAUACUCUGGAACCAAAUUUGCCCUGGAAGGCCUCGUCGAAAGUCUCUGGAGGGAGACAGAGCCCUUAGGCCUACGAACUCUUCUGAUUGAGCCCGGCCGGUUUCGUACACAGCUACUGUCGAGCUCCCAUCUGAAGAUUGCAAACUCUAGUAUUCCUGACUACGCCGAACGAUCGGAAGACUUUCAGAAAAUGCUCGCCAUGGAGGAUCGCACGCAACCCGGCAAUGUCGAAAAAGGCGUAUCCAUUAUUUUAGACCUUGUCAGAUCAGAGGGCGUUGCCGCAGGGAAGAAGAUUCCUUUUCGGCUACCCCUUGGUACAGACUGUUACGAGUCGAUCAAGGAAAAGUGUGAGGAGACACUAACACUUCUUGACGAGUGGAAGGAUGUUAUCAAUAGCACGGAUUAUGCUACUUACUAG
Aspergillus lentulus is the source of this 855-nucleotide messenger RNA. RefSeq names its product SDR family oxidoreductase. The record is from RefSeq and is a predicted model, not a curated record. NCBI's taxonomy places the organism in Eukaryota, Fungi, Ascomycota, Eurotiomycetes, Eurotiales, Aspergillaceae.